AUGGAGGAGGAGGAGGAGGAGGAGGUAGAGAGGAAAGAGGAGGAGGAUGACGACCUCCUGGAGACCCAAGAGGAUGACAGGAAAAGGGCCCCUCCUAGCCACAGGGAAGCACCAUCACCAUCAAGGUCCCUGGAGACCCAGGGAGAUCUCACUUCCUGGAAGUGACAUCCUGGACCUUCCCUGGAGGGACAUCUCCACUCCCACCACUCCAAAAACACCUGGAGUGAGGAGGCCCAGGUGUCUCUGAUGACCUCCUUCUCUGAAGGCCAUGCAGUCACCGGCUCACACAGCCCUGUUGGAGGUGUCCUGCCUCCUGGGCUGCCUGACCCAGGUGCAGUAGUGCUCUCUCACCCAGGCCGCUCCUGGCUACUAGAGAAGUGGGCCACGGGACUGCUGCAGGGAGGCCAUCGGUCCAGCUCUCCAGGCCUGCUCCAGGCGCUGAUGUCGGGGAAGGAGAUGCAGGGUGAAGAGACUGCACAGGUGACACCCAGGAGCUCUUCUCCACCCAGAGCUGCCAGGAAUAGGCCCUGCAAAAGAAAAAUGUCCCUAUCACUGCUGUUACCACUGUUGUGGGACAGAGGCGAGCUGCCCCCACCUCCGAAGCUUCCCUGUAUAGCUGCUGAGGAAGAUCGAGGCACCUCGGAGGAGCGCAUUGCAUGUCAAAGAAAGACCAAGAUCUUGCAGGAGAAAACAGAGGCUCUGGGGGAGAAGACAGAGGGCCCCGUUCUUCUUCCCUCCCCUGACUUGGCCGACCUGGCUGCUGGACCUCUGAUCCUGCGUGUCCCUCCACCUUCCUCCACAACGUUCACAGUCCCUAGCUCUCCUCUGCCUGUUCCUGAGAACUUUUUCCUCCCUUUAGGGCCAGUUUCACUAAAUCCCGUUUUUAUCAUGGGCACGUUUACCCCUUUGGCAGCAGCCAUGUCUACCACCAGGGCCAAUACAUCUGCCCACUUGACCCAGCAGCCUACUUUGGACCCUGAGGAUGGAAAGGGACACCACUCCCCAUCUAUGGCUGCUAUUUUCAGCUUUCCUGCAAGUUCUAGCGUGAGCUCUCCUCCACGUUCCCAAACCUGCGCUGCAGAACAGAGGCGCCCUGCAGAGACCAGAGUCCCCAUCAGUCCAUCUGCACUUACGGGUGUCCUGGUGGCAUUUAUGAGCCUCUCCAUCACGGUUCCUCCAGUUUCCUCCACUCUGGUUGGCAGGGCCCCUGCAAUAGCAUUACCUGCGCCUGCCUUUGACACCAGUGCUGUGGAUACCACCCCUCUUUCCAAGGCUGUCAUCUUUCGGUGUCCUGUCUCCAGGAAGAAUGAUAUCCCUUUUUACACGGGGCUUCCUGGAAACACACUGCCCAGUGGCAGCAUUGCCUCAGUGCAAGUCUCCAAUGGCAUGGGCAUGCCUGGACAACAAGACAUCUGGCUUGGAGUUGCCACCAGGAUGCCUGGCACUGGGGACAGUACUGCAUUGUUGGCCAGCACCAGUCCAGGCCAACUGGUGUUGAUGAGACCUGCAGCCCCUGUGAGUGGUGGGAGCUUUGGACUCCAUGUGUCCGCCCCAGGCCCCUGCUAUGUGCAGGACUCCACUGUACCUCCAGAAUCUUCGUCAUGGGCGUUCAUUGCACAAAAUAAGGAUUCACGGCAGUGGCAAUGUAAAGCGGCUGCCUCCAAAAUCCAACCUUUACCUCCCGUUAAGCAUUCCAAGCUGGAAGAAGGAAGCCCCCAGGAUCUUGUCCCGGCGUCCAUCCUGACAGGGCCUGUGUUUGGACUGGUCAGUGCCUGCAAGCACCAGUAA
Molecule: messenger RNA, 1788 nt
Organism: Propithecus coquereli (Coquerel's sifaka)
Lineage: Eukaryota; Metazoa; Chordata; Mammalia; Primates; Indriidae
Gene: NPAP1
Product: nuclear pore associated protein 1
Source: RefSeq, a predicted model, not a curated record